Molecule: messenger RNA, 465 nt
Organism: Arabis nemorensis
Lineage: Eukaryota; Viridiplantae; Streptophyta; Magnoliopsida; Brassicales; Brassicaceae
Source: the annotation of a GenBank genome assembly
AUGGCCUGUCUUGACUUUGGUUCCAUUGAAGAAUCCUUUAAAUUGGUCUCUUUGAAAGCUUACCUUGCCGAGUUCAUCUCAACUUUGCUCUUUGUUUUCGCUGGUGUUGGCUCCGCCAUUGCCUAUGGAAAGCUAACGGAAGACGCCGCUCUUGAUGCGUCGGGACUAGUGGCGAUUGCGAUUUGCCAUGGUUUUGCUCUCUUUGUGGCGGUUUCGAUCGGAGCUACUCACUCCGGUGGUCAUGUGAACCCAGCGGUCACUUUUGGCCUUGUUCUUGGCGGAAAAUUCAAAGUCAUCACCGGAGUUUUCUAUUGGAUUGCUCAGCUUCUUGGCUCCACCGUGGCUUGCUUCCUUCUCAAAUUUGUCACCGGUGGUUUGGAAACAAUUCAGCGCGAUCUUAAACUCAAACAUAAUUGUAUAACCAAUCCACUGUCGUGGCAUCAGAGACUUUAUCUAGCAACCUAG